This is a messenger RNA of Racocetra fulgida, 846 nucleotides long. NCBI's taxonomy places the organism in Eukaryota, Fungi, Glomeromycota, Glomeromycetes, Diversisporales, Gigasporaceae. The record is from the annotation of a GenBank genome assembly.
UACGAAAGAAGACACAAUUGGAAUAUCAGAAGUUGCAAAGGCCACAACCGGAUGGAUACUUUAAAGCUAAGGAGGAAUUCCGGCAAAUUUACUCUGCUCUCUUUGAUCGACACCGAUCGACAAAAAAAAUCUCGAAUUCAGAUUCGAUACCAUUAUUACAAAAACAUUUAAACGAAUUAAAAACUCAAUCAAAUACAGAAUCAUUUACUAAAUAUCCUCGACCAAAACAACGAUCCGAUGCAACAAAAUGGUUUCAUGAACAAUUUGGAGGCGCUAUAACAAUGAAGAUACAGAAUAAUUUAGCAGAAUGUAAAACAAUUUUACAACUCCGAGAUUUUAUAUCUAAUAGAAUAUUUCCAAACACAACAGAUACCAAUAUUAACAGCGAGUCGCCUUUUAAAAGCACUAAUCAAAAUCGAGUAGUUGAUGAUUUAGGUCGACCUAUAGACGCAAAUUACGCAACACUUUUAAAAGAAAGCAUAGCGUUAUGUCGUACAAAGUUCAACGAUCCUUACAUGGCAUUCGCGAUAUUUGAGCAAGUUAAACGUCGUGGUGUCAUAUCAUACGUGCUUGGUUGCAACGCACAAGUCUAUAACGAAUUAAUUAGAACAAGAUGGGAUUGCUGGAGGGACCUUUAUGGGGUUGGUGAAUUAUUAAAUGAGAUGUUGAUUAAUGGAAUUGAUUUCGAUGAAGGAACACGAGAAGUUGUAAGUGAUAUUGCUUUGAAGGUAUUUGAUGAAAACGGGAAACUAACAGCAGGAUGGGAACUCGAACAGAAUGGGCAAGUUUACAAAAAUAUAUCAGAAGCUUUUAAAGUGUUUGCAAGGAAAUUAGAGGGAAAUCCUA